CUAUAUUCAUAUCAAACACUUUCCAUUAAAACUAGCAUCGUCGAGUAAGAGCAUCACAUCACAUUUAAAACAACUUUUUUUAUUUGAAUUUUAAUUUCAAUAAUAUUUUUCUGCGUAUUUAAAUUUAAAUAAUAGUAAGGUUUGUGUGAAGCAUAGAGUUAGUUAGAAGAAAUGGAAAAGGGUUUGUUAGAGAAAGAUAGAGAAGGUGAUUCAGGAAGAAACAUAACAUGGGGUUUGUUUGCUCAAGAGGUGAAAGAUGUUGGCUUUCUAGCUUUGCCUAUGAUUACUGUCACUUUGUCACAGUAUUUUCUACAGAUUAUUUCAAUGAUGAUGGUUGGUCGUUUGGGUAAACUUGCUCUUUCUAGCACUGCUAUUGCUAUCUCUCUUUGUGGUGUUUCUGGCUUCAGUCUUCUUUAUGGAAUGUCAUGUGCACUUGAAACUAUAUGUGGACAAGCUUAUGGUGCAAAGCAAUAUAAAAGAGUUGGAAUUCAAAUCUACACCGGUAUCAUUUCUCUUGUUCUUGCUUGUGUUCCCCUCUCGAUAUUAUGGCUCAACUUGGGGAAGAUACUGAGUUUACUUGGCCAAGACCCUUUGAUUUCACAAGAAGCUGGAAAAUUCGCCAUGUGCAUGAUUCCUGCUUUAUUUGCUUAUGCAACACUUCAAGCAUUGGUUAGAUACUUUCUGAUGCAAAGUUUGAUUACUCCACUUGUUAUAAGUUCUUCUGUUACACUUUGCUUCCAUGUAGCUUUUUGCUGGUUGCUAGUUUUUAAGUCUGGAUUAGGUUGCUUAGGAGCUGCGUUCUCUAUUGGUACUUCGUAUUGGUUGAAUGUGAUUAUACUUGGAUUGUAUAUGAAUUUCUCUUCUGAUUGUGAGAAAACUCGGGUUCCAAUUACUAUGGAGUCGUUCCUUGGAAUAAGAGAGUUCUUUCGCUUUGCUAUUCCUUCCGCAGGAAUGAUUUGCCUUGAAUGGUGGUCGUUUGAGCUCUUAAUCAUUCUUUCUGGUCUUCUACCAAAUCCACAGCUUGAAACUUCAGUCUUAUCCAUAUGCUUAUCGAUCAUCUCAACAUUAUAUACAAUACCAGAAGCAACUGGCUCGGCUGCAAGUACUAGAGUUUCAAAUGCAUUAGGAGCUGGAUAUCCACAAGCAGCGCGGUUGUCUGUAUAUGCUUCUAUGACUCUAGCUGUUUCCGAGGCAAUUUUGGUUAGUUCAACCAUUUUCGCUUCUCGACGGGUUGUAGGUUAUAUAUUUAGCAAUGAGCAGGAUGUGGUGGAUUACGUAACAGCUAUGGUUCCUCUGAUAAGUCUAAAUGUUAUAGUGGAUAGUUUACACGGCACACUUUCAGGUAUUGCUAGAGGAUCUGGUUGGCAGAAGUUGGGAGCAUAUGUGAAUCUUGGAGCUUAUUAUGCUUGUGGAAUUCCAAUUGCUGUUAUGUUGGGUUUCUGGUUUGAGUUGAGAGGAAAAGGACUGUGGAUUGGGAUACUUGUUGGUGCCUUCUGUCAAGCACUUUUGCUAUUCCUUAUAACAAGUUUCACUAACUGGGAAAAACAGGCAACUAGGGCAAGGGAAAGAGUAUUUGAAGGAAGUUUUGCUGAAGAAGAUAGAUUAGUUUUGAGCUAAUGGAGUGGAUUUUUCAAAGCUUACAGCUUGAUUACUUAACAUGUGUAAAGUUUAUGGCUCAAUGUGAUUAGAGUAAAAUAUCAAAUCUCGGACACUAUAUAAAGAGGAAAAAGUUUUCACACCAAGAAGGGAGUUAUUAAAUUGAUGAUAGUUUUUUUUCUUCUGGGUUCAAUUUUUGUGAGGCUCUGCAGUGUUAGUGUGUGUGAAACUUUUUAUCAUUAUUAUGAAGUAAAAGAAAUUUAACUGACAAGAAAUUUAUCAUUA
Vicia villosa (hairy vetch) is the source of this 1881-nucleotide messenger RNA. RefSeq names its product protein DETOXIFICATION 14-like. Gene Ontology annotation, molecular function: xenobiotic transmembrane transporter activity; antiporter activity. The record is from RefSeq and is a predicted model, not a curated record. Gene Ontology annotation, cellular component: membrane. Gene Ontology annotation, biological process: xenobiotic detoxification by transmembrane export across the plasma membrane. The transcript has 7 exons. Bases 172 to 1617 code for a protein of 481 amino acids. NCBI's taxonomy places the organism in Eukaryota, Viridiplantae, Streptophyta, Magnoliopsida, Fabales, Fabaceae.